Myxocyprinus asiaticus (Chinese sucker) is the source of this 1941-nucleotide messenger RNA. RefSeq names its product protocadherin 2 alpha a 1 (gene pcdh2a8). Gene Ontology annotation, cellular component: plasma membrane. Bases 1 to 1941 code for a protein of 646 amino acids. Gene Ontology annotation, molecular function: calcium ion binding. The record is from RefSeq and is a predicted model, not a curated record. The transcript has 3 exons. Lineage: Eukaryota; Metazoa; Chordata; Actinopteri; Cypriniformes; Catostomidae. Gene Ontology annotation, biological process: homophilic cell-cell adhesion.
AUGCAUAAGAUAUCAGUUGACAUUAUCGAUGUCAAUGAUAAUCCACCUAGUUUUCUGGAUGAAAAAUAUAAUUUGGAAAUACUUGAAUCUGCCACGACAGGAGCUCGAUUUCAGUUAGAAACUGCUCACGACCCAGAUAUAGGCACAAACGCCCUGCAGUCCUAUAAACUAAGUCAAAAUCAGUAUUUUCGCUUAGAAACGGAGGACUUGGGGGAUGAAGAUAUUAAUGAUAACGCCCCCAUUUGUAAUAAGCAAAAAUACACAGUGUUGGUGAAAGAAGAUGCUCCGGAAGGAACAUUUCUAUUGCGGGUCAAUGCUUCAGAUUCAGAUGAAGGAGUCAACGGGCAAAUAGAAUACUCAUUAAGGAACAAAUUCAGGAACGGAGCAUCUGAGGUUUUUGAUUUAGAUAGUUUGACGGGGGAGUUAAAGAUAAAAGGUGAGCUAAAUUUUGAGGAUAGGCAGGUUUAUGAGCUUAAAAUAUUGGCUGCGGAUAAGGGGGCCGUGUCCCUUUCUACACAGUGUAAUGUGCUUGUAAAAGUUGAGGAUGUUAACGACAACCAGCCUGAGAUUGAAGUCACCUCACUAUAUAGUCACAUUCCCGAGGAUGCGCUUCCUGGGACAGUCGUAGCUUUGAUGGGAGUUACAGACCUGGACUCAGGUAUGAACGGGAAGAUAAUUUGCUCUCUGCCUAAGGAUGUUCCCUUUGACCUAAAGCCGUCUUCUGAUGGCAACUUUUAUUCUUUGUUGACAAAGGAAUACCUCGACAAAGAAUCUAAAUCGUUUUAUGACAUCACAAUAACAGCCAAAGAUCUGGGGAAUCCACCACUGUCAUCUACAAGACUAAUUCAUGUCGACGUCACAGAUGUUAACGACAACAGUCCUGUAUUUAUUCAAAACCCGUACACGUUCUACGUAGUUGAAAACAAUAAACCAGGAAUCGCCGUUUUCUCGUUACGUGCAGAUGAUUUAGACGAAGGUGAAAACGCACGAGUCUCAUAUUCAGUUGAUCGCGUGAAUUCAGACCAAAGCAUGGCAACUUUCCUGAACAUUAAUGAGGUAAAUGGUACCGUCUACUCAUUGAAGAGCUUUGACUUCGAGUCUCAGAAAACAUUCCAGUUCUUUGUCGUGGCCAAAGACUCUGGAAGUCCGUCUCUGAGCAGUAACGUGACAGUGAACGUGUUUAUUCUGGAUCAGAACGACAAUGUUCCAGUGAUCUUAUAUCCAGUCAGUGCUAACGGUUCUGCUGAGGGUGUGGAGGAGAUUCCCCGCAAUGUGAACGCAGGUCAUUUGGUGACUAAAGUCAGAGCCUAUGACGCAGAUAUCGGAUACAACGGCUGGUUAUUAUUUUCACUGCAGGAAGUUAGUGAGCACCGUCUGUUUGGUUUGGACCGCUAUACAGGACAGAUAAGGACCCUUCGCUCAUUCACAGAAACAGACGAGGCCCAGCAGAAACUGGUCAUACUGGUCAAAGACAAUGGGAACGUGUCACUCUCAGCAACAGCGACUGUGAUUGUCAAAGUUGUGGAGCCCAAAGAGGCUUUUGCAGCUUCGGAUGUGAAAAACGCAGUAAAAGACGAGGAGGAAAACAACGUGACAUUUUAUUUGAUCAUCACUUUGGGCUCGGUUUCAGUGCUUUUUCUCAUCAGUAUCAUCGUGUUGAUUGUAAUGCAGUGCUCCAAAUCUACAGACUGUUCAUCCAAGUAUUUACAAGAUGCAAAUUACGACGGGACUCUGUGUCACAGCAUCCAGUACAGAUCUGGAGACAAACGGUACAUGUUAGUUGGACCCAGAAUGAGUAUCGGUUCUACUAUAGUCCCGGGCAGUAAUGGGAAUACUCUAGUGAUACCAGAUCGCAGGAGCAGGAGAGAUUCAGGAGAGAACCCAGUAGUUGGCGCCAUGCUUAACCAGUUGAGUCUUACCAAAAUAACUGAAAUCAUUUAA